AUUCUUCUCUGAAAUGGAGGAGAUCCUUGGCAAAGACCAUGCAGUUACUACAAAGUGUCUUCUGCCUAGUGCUUCAACAUCAACAGGUAAAACUUCUGAAGAAUUCCAACCAACUGCUAGUAAGAAAAAGCAUGAAUCAGAUUCAGAUGGAGAGAAUAGCUCAGCUUCAUCAUGUACAAGUGAAAAGGAAAGGAAAAAGCGACGAACACAGUCAUCAGAAGUUAUAGAGUUUUUAAGCACUUGUGAACAGAAACAAGAGGAGAGAUACAAGAAGGAAAUAGAGCAGAGAAAAAAAAUGCACACUGACUUCUAG
Ostrea edulis (European flat oyster) is the source of this 313-nucleotide messenger RNA. RefSeq lists its product as uncharacterized. The record is from RefSeq and is a predicted model, not a curated record. The transcript has a single exon. The coding region runs from base 14 to 313 and encodes 99 amino acids. Lineage: Eukaryota; Metazoa; Mollusca; Bivalvia; Ostreida; Ostreidae.